Hyaloscypha bicolor E is the source of this 594-nucleotide messenger RNA. Its product is annotated as Spc24-domain-containing protein. The transcript has 3 exons. The record is from RefSeq and is a predicted model, not a curated record. Bases 1 to 594 code for a protein of 197 amino acids. NCBI's taxonomy places the organism in Eukaryota, Fungi, Ascomycota, Leotiomycetes, Helotiales, Hyaloscyphaceae.
AUGCUUCUCGACGAAGAUCCCGCGACUCUCAUCCACCACACGAUUGGCAACUUCAACAUUACACCCGACAAGCUCGCAGUUUCACGCAUAAAUGAAUCGCUAUCAACACUUCAACAAGCUCGCGAUCUGCGAGUACGAGAAGCUGAAAGUGCACUGAAGAAGCUCUCCCGAAAACUCACAACACUGAAUAACCACCACCUUGAGACGAUUGCUUCACAUUCAGUUACCGCACAUGCGUCAGAGAUUGCUACUCUCGAUACACAAAAAUUCCGAAUUGCAAAGUCUGCGAAUGAUCUGGAGAUUGAGUCAGAGCGUUUAUCGUCACAACUUGCAGAUCUUCAGGCACGGCUACAAGAGUUAGAGCUGCAAGGUGUAGAUGGCGGCGAAAAUGCGAGGAGAGGUCUGUUGUAUGAUGAGAUCAGUCUGAAGCUUAAGGUCUACAGAAGUUUGGGUGUCGAUGUGGACAGGGACGAAAAGGGCCAGUACGCGAAAGCUGUGAUUCGAAAUGGAAACAAGGGAGACGUUCACGUAAUCAAUAUGGAUGGGAAGUUCUCGCAGUUUUUUUAUGCGAAUUACUUCUGGUCGACGAUGUAG